CAGUAGUUGCGCGGCACUUGCAGCGGCGGAUCGCCGGAGACGGAGCGCCUUCAUUCACUGUGGCGAUUAAAGUUGAGCGCGACACGCUGAUGACCUGCGAGCAUCCUCCGGGGAAACUGUGCAUUUCACUGGCUUAACGAGCGUCAGUUUCCAUCUCUUCACCGCUGAUCAUUUGUUGCUGUCGUGGCUCCGUUAUCCAGCUGUCCAGCAGUCCGAAGGCUGUGUUUCAACCCAGCGGCAAUCACUCCGAGGAUCACAGAUGGACUGGCUCACACCUGAGAUGUGAAGUGUGUUAUGUGAGCCAAGGUGUUUUCCCACCUCGCUGGUGGUGGGGAGAGAUGCUGCACUCCGUUGCCAUGACAGCAGAAGUUCUCUUUGUUCUUGGGUUCCUGAUGAGCAGAGCUCAGUGUAAUCCUAUAGCGACCCUACCAGCGAGCCGAGAACGUCUGGAAAGGGUGUUGACCCAAGCCAGGGAGGAUAAACAUCAGGACAAGCAGACCCCCAAGGAGCCGCAGGGAUACGGUGCUCUGCAGCGUCCGGAGGAAAUCAAUGCCUUGGGCCCCAACAGGACUGCCAUGAGCCGCGCCCGGCCAAACCUCAGCUCCCAGACACGAGGAUCUAAGGGCGGGAAGCCCCAGGAGCUGUGGAGCGAACAGGACAGCCUGAACCAAAUAGACGAGGGCCCCACCAGUGACGUCACCCUCUCCCUGGAUGCCAUCGAUGAAUACGCCUACCCGGACUACAGGGGGAAAGGCUGCAUGGAUGAAAGCGGCUUUGUAUUCGCCAUCGGUGAAGAGUUCACCCCGGGCCCUUCGACAUGCCCUUGCCUCUGCACAGACGAGGGCCCUCUGUGCACCAAGCCAGAAUGUCCCAAGGUUCACCCUCGCUGCAUUAAAGUGGAUACUAGCCAAUGCUGCCCGCAGUGCAAGGAGAAAAAGAACUACUGUGACUUUCGGGGCAACAUCUACGCCUCUCUAGAAGAGUUUAAGGUGUCCCCAUGUGAGAAGUGCCGGUGUGAGCCAAGUGGGGAGGUGUUGUGCUCUGUGGCAGCCUGCCCUCAGACAGAGUGUGUGGACCCAGAGUACGAGCCAGAUCAGUGCUGUCCCAUCUGCAAGACUGGGCCAAAUUGCUACGCAGACACAGCAGUGAUACCGGCCGGACGAGAGGUGAAGAUCGAUGAGUGUACAAUCUGCUACUGCACAUACGAGGAGGGCACAUGGCAGAUUGAGCGUCAAGCCACCUGCAGUAAGAACGAGUGCCAGCGGAGCUAGAGACUGGCACGGUGAGAGGGGACAUUGGCACUCAACACCAGCGCCAAGCCGCAUGUAAACUCACGGCCUUUCACCCAGUCUACCAGAAAUCAGGGUCGGACAGCAGCCCUCGAGCAUUUCAGCAUUUAUAGUCACUCCUGUAUAACUGAAAAAAAAAUUGCUUUUAUGAAAGUUUAUAAUCCACACACAGAAUAUCUAUUUAUCUAUGUAUUAAAUUAUUUAUGAAUAUAUACAAAUAUAGGAGUCAUUAAUGCUGAACUAGUGAAAGUGGGAACAUAUUUUUUAUAGCCUCUGUAUUUUAAUAAGCAAUGUAUUGGACCAGAGGUCAAUAAAAUAACAGAAUGUAUAUAACACACACAGCUGUCUUUGGAGGUGAAACCUCAAUGUCUUGACAUGUGGUGUCAUCCGAACAAUCCUGACACCUGUCCCUCUACCACCAAAGUGCAGACUAGACUAUGGGCAAUCCAUUUCAGAAUAAUGGGUAAAAAUUUGCUGUGUGGAUUGCAGAGUUAAAAACAACAAUGAGAAAACAAAAGGGAAUUCAAGAGGAUUUGACUGUUUCCUUAUUUCUUUCAUCUUUUUUGGAUGUUCAAAUGUGUAUUGAUUUGAAAGUGCAUUUUUGUAUUUCUCUUGGUACUGUGUGUUCAUGUUUCAAAUAAAUGCCAAUCUCUGCUCU
Messenger RNA from Micropterus salmoides (largemouth bass), 1947 nucleotides. RefSeq names its product von Willebrand factor C domain containing 2 (gene vwc2). Gene Ontology annotation, biological process: negative regulation of BMP signaling pathway. Gene Ontology annotation, molecular function: protein binding. The record is from RefSeq and is a predicted model, not a curated record. NCBI's taxonomy places the organism in Eukaryota, Metazoa, Chordata, Actinopteri, Centrarchiformes, Centrarchidae. Gene Ontology annotation, cellular component: AMPA glutamate receptor complex. The transcript is spliced from 4 exons. Bases 339 to 1271 code for a protein of 310 amino acids.